UUUUAAUGUUGCAGAUCAUGAGUCGGUUCAGUGGUGUUAUGACAACUUCAUUAACUACAGGUCCCUGAUGUCUGCAGACAAUGUACGCCAACAGCUGUCACGAAUCAUGGAUAGAUUUAAUUUGCCUCGUAGAAGCACAGACUUUACCAGCCGAGACUAUUACAUCAACAUAAGAAAGGCAUUAGUUACUGGAUAUUUCAUGCAGGUGGCACACUUGGAACGAACAGGGCAUUACUUAACAGUAAAAGAUAACCAGGUGGUGCAGUUGCAUCCCUCUACUGUUCUUGAUCAUAAACCAGAAUGGGUGCUCUACAACGAGUUUGUCCUUACAACAAAGAAUUACAUCCGGACAUGUACAGACAUCAAGCCAGAAUGGCUGGUGAAAAUUGCCCCUCAGUAUUAUGACAUGAGCAAUUUUCCACAGUGCGAAGCAAAGAGACAGUUGGAUCGCAUCAUUGCCAAACUUCAGUCCAAGGAAUACUCACAGUACUGAAUUUAUGCUUUGAACUGAAGUUAUUCAGAGGACAGCUUUAAGAGAUGAAAGGAUUCAAAGUUCAAGUUGUGCUCUUCACUUUGGUUCAAUAAUGGCCUUUAUUUGAAAGCUUUUUAAUUUUUCUUUACAGUAAAUAUUUCAUUCUGAUUUCAUAAAUUAAACAUUUAUGCCUCCCUUUUGUGUUGACACUGUAGCUCAUACUGGAAAAGCUGAUCAAUGUUUUGCAGUUUAUUGAAAGUAGUUCUAUAUAUAACAAUGUUAUAAGCAUUUCUUUAGAAAUGGUUGAAAAUGCUUCUAAAAAUGUGAUUAUCGACCAUGGUAUGCAUGAUCGUUGUAAUUGUUGACAUUCCUUUUAGAAGUUGUGAAAUGUUACAACUUGUGCUUAUGUAGACACAAUCUUCGGCUUCAGUACAAAGGUACUGACUUCAAUAAAGUCUAUUUAUACUAA
Cariama cristata (Red-legged seriema) is the source of this 941-nucleotide messenger RNA. Its product is annotated as putative pre-mRNA-splicing factor ATP-dependent RNA helicase DHX15. The coding region runs from base 68 to 493 and encodes 141 amino acids. Lineage: Eukaryota; Metazoa; Chordata; Aves; Cariamiformes; Cariamidae. The transcript has 3 exons. The record is from RefSeq and is a predicted model, not a curated record.